Molecule: messenger RNA, 3705 nt
Organism: Corylus avellana
Lineage: Eukaryota; Viridiplantae; Streptophyta; Magnoliopsida; Fagales; Betulaceae
Source: RefSeq, a predicted model, not a curated record
UUUCGUUUCCGACGUUUCGCACUUUCUUCCUAUCUUAAGAAAAGAUCUCUCGGUUAUUAAAGGAUCUGAAUUUCGGUCUCAACUUUGGAUAACUAUGCUACAUAGGAGUUUCAAGCCCGCCAAAUGCAAAACAGCCUUGAGGCUUGCGGUAUCACGCAUAAAGCUGUUGAGGAAUAAGAGGGAAGCACAGCUGAAGCAUCUAAAGAGGGAUGUAGCCCAAUUGCUCGAGUCUGGGCAGGACCGGACCGCUAGAAUUCGAGUUGAACAUGUUGACAGGGAGGAGAAGACAAUGGCAGCAUAUGAACUUAUUGAGAUAUACUGCGAACUUAUUGUGGCACGCUUACCAAUGAUAGAGUCGCAAAAAAACUGUCCCAUUGAUCUGAAGGAAGCAAUUUCAAGUAUAAUAUUUGCAUCUCCAAGAUGUGCAGACGUUCCUGAGCUCACAGAAAUCCGCAAACAUUUUACAGCUAAAUAUGGAAAAGAAUUUAGCUCUUCUGCUGCUGAAUUACGUCCAGAUUGUGGUGUAGGUCGCAUGUUGGUUGAGAAAUUAUCUGCCAAAGCACCUGAUGGUCAGACCAAGAUCAAAAUUUUGAGUGCAAUUGCUGAGGAACAUAACGUUAAGUGGGAUCCUAACUCAUUAGACGAGAAAGAUACAAGCCCCCCUGAGGAUUUGCUGAAUGGACCAAGCAAUUUUGAGAAGGCCAGUAAAUUAUUUGUGGAGCCUCGUGUCCAAGCUCCACCUAAUCAUGAUGACAACAGACCUCCUCCAAAUGUUCAAGCUCCAGUUAAACAUGAUGCAAGGCAUGAUGUAUCUGGAAAUUUCUAUGAUCACAACACAAGAUUAUCACCUCACGCCCAAAAUUUUGAUUCUGCACAUGCUGACGCCAAAAAGUUUGCAACAUUUGGCACAUUUCAUCCACAAGCGGGAUCAUCAGGAACUGGGAGUGAAGAGAGAGAAUCCAGGCAUACAUAUUCUGGGGAAGGCAAUGCUUUUUCUUUGGGUAGGAAGAAUUGGAAUAUGGAAUUUAAGGAUGCUACCGCUGCUGCACAGGCAGCUGCUGAAUCUGCAGAGCUUGCAAGUAUGGCUGCCAGAGCAGCUGCAGAAUUUUCAAUCCAAUCACAGGUCAGUAGGCAGCAAUACUCUCCGGAAUCACACAAGUCUUCUGCUCAUGGGCCAAGUGAUGAAUGGUCUCAAAAAUAUGCUGGGUCCAAAUUGCAAGGUGAACAUAUUGCCAAACGUCCAGUUAAUGAUGCCUUCCCUGAAAGAAAUUCUUUGAGGCAUGAUGAGCAAAUUGAUCGCACUGAGCAAGAUAGCCUGCCAGGAGCAGCUGAAAGGUAUUACAUGGAUGAUCACGAGAACACUGACAAGUCUAGCUGGUCAGCUUCCUUGAAGUCAACUAGAGAUUCCAUUGAUAAUAAUCCAGUGGUUAAUAGUUCCCAAAAUACAGAUAGGUAUUCUCGAAAGAAUUCAUCUGAACUAGAGAACAGUAAUUCUUUAGGUGAACUGAGUAUGAAGAAGCAAUCCAGCAACAGCAGGUUAGAAAUUGAUAAUGAACCGAAUGAUCAUACGAAAUUUGAGAACGUUGAUUAUAUUGGAGAUGUAAGGAUCAGAAAACAAUCUAGCAGAGCUUCCUCUCAGAAUUCUCAUUCAAGCACUUUUAGUGAUGAUGCUGGUCAGGAAUCUUUUGUUAUUGAUGAAGAUAACAUCCCUAGUAACAAUGAGAAGACAAAUUCUUAUGACAAUGCUGCUAUGGUUUUUGAUGACGAUGGUUCAGAUGGUGAUGAUUAUAAAUUUGAUGUUGGGAACGAGUUAAAUGGACAAGAAUCUAGUUUGUAUUUUUCAUCUCCAGGUAGAAAAUCACAGGCAAAUCAGUUGGAGAAUACAAAUGCUUGGAGCCCCAGGAAAAACAUUGAUGAGCUAUUUGAAAAGUCCAUUUCCCAAUCACAUUCUUCCAGCGAGCUUGUAUUUUCUGAAAGUUUGAGAAGUUCUACGGUUCCUUCACAACCACAUGAUUUCGUGCAUGUGACUUAUGAUGAUUCAGAUGGCCAGAGUUCAGAUGGUGAAGAGGAGCUGGAGAAAUCAAAGUUUGUUGGGAAUAUGGACCCUAGUAUGCAUCCUCGUGAACAGAUUGUUUACUCCAAAAAUUCUGAGCUGAGCAAGAGUGCAAGUCAUGAGUUGAUAGCAUCUUCAUCUGCUGAGAAGGAAAAUGCAGCAUUUAACAGAAAGCCAUGGUCGCCACCCUCUCCAGUUGAUUUGGAACCCAUGGAAGUACACCGCAAGGCAGACCAAGGAAAGGAAUUUUAUGGUGCAUCUGAUAAAAGGUUUGGUUAUGGUGACCUGCCAUCUCCAAAACUUGAAAAAUCCGUAUCAGACUUGAGCAUUGAGGACGAGGAGCAGACACCACCAUUACCUGAUACUUGGAAAGAUAAUGAACUUUUGAAGGAAUCUAGUUUAGGAAGUGGUAGCGAGUUGAACUUUGGAAAGUUGACAGGAGGCCUUCGAAAUAAGGGUUUGACGCGUCCACCUUAUACUAGAAGUCCAUCAGGCAAUGCUUCAUCCGUCAGGCACGCCUCAGGCAGUACUUCCAAGAUUGAGCAAUACCCUUCAUCUGUAACAGCCAGGACUACAAUUAGUCCUGGUGCUCGCAAUCAAGGGCUGCGCAAUCAGAAAGUGAUUUUAAAACAAAGUAGAGAGCUAAGCCCUAGAGCCCCAGUCUCAUCUUCGGAUUCUGAUUCUGAUGAUUCAAAGGAACCCUCACAGCAGACUAUUAGCAGUAGUCGACAGACGCACAAUCAGAAAGCAGGCACUAAAGUAAAUAAAAAUUCAAGCCCAAGGGUCCCAAUUACAAACUUUGUUGCAGACCCUAGCGAUUCUGAGGAAGAUCUUCCUAAACAAGGUUCCCUCAGCAAUGCUCGUCCAAUUACCGGAUUGUCUCGACGGACAAAAACCUCUUCUCCAAAUGCCAGUAGUAGGAGUUCUUAUUUGAAGGCUAAGGGUACGUCUGAGGCAUCAUCGACUCCGAACUAUGGAGCAGAAAGGAAAUCCUCUUCAACUGAAGCUCUGCGAAAGCCCUUGUCUCAGACCAAGAGCUCAGAUCACUGGGGAAGUUCUGAGAAGCGUCAGUCAGUAGAGCAGGAGGCAUCUAAGCCAGUACCAGAAUCCAAGAGUUACUCGAAUGAGGAAAGUUUAAAGUCAUCCACCAUGAAACAUCCAUCCGGUUCUCUUCCAAAGAUAUCAACAUCACGUAGCACUGAUAUUUCUAGGUCUUCAAGUGCGGAGACUCCAUCUACUGAAAAGGCUAGUCAUGUUCAUCCAAAACUUCCUGACUAUGAUGCCAUAAGUGCGCACUUCGAGUCUCUCCGACGGAAUCGCUAAUAUAUUUAGUUGCAUGCACAUAGGAUAUUGUAGGUAUUUAUACGUGCUUUGUAAUUAUUGUUUUGAUCUGAGAAUCCAAUGAACUUGGUUAUAGGAUGUGUAAGAUGAAAGUUUCCUGCCCAAAAACGAGUCAAAAACAGUCAUAUUAUUUUUGUUUCUAAUUUUUUUUUUAAUUUUUUUUUUAAUUUUUUUGGGUACAGUUCGAAUAUAAGGGCAUAUUUGUUUGAAAAUUGAUGUAACGUUAUAAAAUGUCUUGUUUUGAUUGAGUUUGGAUAUCAAAACUGUACGAAUGCCGCCCUGUUUAUUUUAUUCCGUUCUAGCUUCAAUUA